ACUGGCCACUGGGCGGCGGGAGCCUGAAGCCCCCCAUGAGGACCUCGCCCCCAACGGUCCUCCCCUCGCGUUUUUACCACAGCAAGGUCGAGGCGGCGGGGCCGGCGCUUAUUGGCGCGCUGAGGCGCUCCGCCCGCCCCCUCGCCGCGACUAUUGGCCAGAGCAGCGCCGCCCGUGGGAUAGGCGGCGGCGGCGCUCCUCCCUCGCGCCGGCCCACAAGAAGGCGACGAGGAAGCGGCCGCCUCCCUGCGCCCCGCCCCUCGGGCUCGCUCUAGCUCCCGGCUCCUCCCGGCUCCUCCCGGCCCUCACCCGGCUCACUCCGGCUCCGGCGCAGCGGCGGCGGGCAGUUGCUGUGGUGCAGAAUGGCUGACCUAAGUCUUAAAGAUGCUUUAACAGACCAAUCUCCAGAAAUUGAGGAGGAGAUAAAACGGGACUUCAUUGCUACACUGGAAGCAGAGGCCUUUGAUGAUGUUGUGGGAGAAACUGUUGGAAAAACAGAAUAUAUUCCUCUUCUGGAUGGUGAUGAGAAAGCUGGGAAUACAGAGUCAAAAAAGAAACCAUGCUCAGAUACUAGCCAGGUUGAAGGAACUUCAUCUUCUAAACCAACAGUGCUAGCCAAUGGUGAUCAUGGAAUAGAAGGGAAUGGUAAUGCAGGGUUUCCAGCUGAAUUCUUGGGAGAGAAAAUGGCCUAUCAGGGCUAUCAGAACAACCAGAGCUGGCCCGAAAAUACAAAUUUUGGCUUUGAAUCUGAGCAAGUGGUGAAUCCUGUUGAAACUGAUCCCUUUAAGGUACACCAUGAUGAUAGAAUGGAUGAUUUUCUCUUUCUUCCAAGUGGAACAACUAAUGUUUCAGCAUUUACAGAACAAAAUGAUCCCGUGAAAGACAGUUAUGGUCUGUUUCCCUGUGAUACAUUUUCUCCCGCAACUGUUGAAACUCCGGGCUGGCCUGUGGAGGCCCCAAACUCUCCACUUUCAGAAUCUGUCAUUUCCCCACAACGUCUUCAGCCCACAGCAGUGCCAGCUGAGGAUGUAGAAAUAGCAUCAGAAGAGAAGGCUCCAACAGAAGCGUUGGACAUAAUGAUGGGAUUGAAGGCACCAUCAGCAGAGAUGACUCCAGCCAAGGAUACAGCUCCAGCCAAGGAUACGGCACCAGCUCCAGAAGCUGAGGUGACAUUGACUAAAGACAUGAAAUCACUUACUGAAUCAGAUGGGGCACUGGCCAUGGACAUGGAAUCAUCUGUUGAAUCAAAUAUGACUCUUGUCCAGGACAUGAUACUGCCCAGAGAAUCAGAGGAGUUUGCAGAUCAGGAUGUCGUAUUGCCCACAGAAAUAAAUGUGUCUCCAGCCAAGGACACUUUACUGCCCACAGAAACAGACGUAGCGCCAGCCAAGGACAUAAUACUAUUCAAAGAAACAGAGAGGGAACCACCUAUAAAUACAGAUUUGACCCCAGCUGAGGGCAUAGUACCACCCACAGACAGUGGCAUGACCCCACCUAAGGGUGAAGUAUCACUCUCAGAAAUAGAUAUGGCACUGGCUAAGGACAUUGUUUCAUCCACUGAAAUAUCCUUAACAGGGGAUGUGGCCUUAUCCUCAAACACAGAACUUAACAUAACAGAUCAUAUGACACUGCCCCCAGAAACAGAAGUAUCCUCCAUUAAGGAGAUGGCCCCAUCUCUAGAAAUGACUCUGGACAAAGACGUGUCCCCAUCCCAAGAAACAGAGAUAUUUCUAGGAAAGCAUGUGGCACCACCACAAGUAACAGAAAUGGCUGUGGGCCAGGAUGUGGCUCCACCCCAAGUAACAGAGGUGGCUGUGGGCCAGGAGGCGGCUCCACCCCAAGAAACAAUAACGGUUCUGGACGAAGAUGUGCCUCUUCCACCACAAACAGAGGUGAUCCUGGCUAAGAGUGUGGCUCUGCCCUCUGAAACAGAAGUGACCGAAACAGAAGUGACCGUGGCCAAUGACUUGACUCCUGCCAAAGAUGUUUCACCACCUGAAGAAAGAGAGGUGGCACCAGUUCCCGUUAAGAACAUGGAAAUUAUACAGACACAGGAAGAAAUCAGUGAGGAUUCCCAGUUAGAAUCUCUCCAGGACAAGAAACAGCCAGCUUCACCUGCUUCCAUGAUUUCACCAGAACCAGCAAAAACCAUGGGCCAAAAGUACAACUUGCCAACAGAUGAGGAUUCUGUGUUAGAGAAAGUAGAGCAAGAGAAGCAAUCUAGUAGUCGACCUUCUGAACUUUCUUCAGAGAUUUUAGCCAACUUCAUGUAUUGCGGUACCCUUCCCAAACAAGCCAAACAAGUGUACAGACCUGCUGACCGCCGGUCUUCCCGGUCCAGGCCUUCCAGGGUCCCUCCUGAGCUGCUAGGAGGCUCUUCUCCACAGAAGACUCUCGACCCUGGGCUGGGCGCCAGUUCCUUGUCUGAGUUGAGUUGGGUCUCUGGUUCAUCUUCCUGGGUUGAGCCUGGAGUCCAAAGGAAAACUAUUCCUGUUGGCUUCCCUGAAUCCCAGAGAGAUCUUGGCAGGGAGGCCUGGGACACUGAAAGCACACCAAUGAUGAUGAAGAAGAAAAAGAAGAAACCAAAGCAGAAGAGAUAUCCUCAGCCCUGGGCUGGAGGACCAUAUAAUGAUGACAGUGCUGACAAGCCUAAAGGUCAUCCCUUUUUACCUGACUCACAGAAAUUAGAUAUCCUUCCCAACCAGUCGUCUGUAGUGGGCACAGAAUGUGGAAUGGAAUCCAGAGGAAGUUUGGAAAAGGAAAGUGUAGUUGACUCCAAAGCAGCCCAACUAGUAACUGUUAACUUGGCCUCAGAAAGUCUGACCAUCCCUUUGUGUCCUUCAGAAGCACCCCCCAAAAUUGCUGUAAAUUCUCAGCCUAAGCUGAGAGAAGAUGCAGAAGGCAGAGGAAAUAAAUCAGAGCCACAGAGCCAAGGCAACAAAACACUACAACAAGAUGAAUGCAAAUCACAGCCUGCACCCCACCCGAGGACUCUAGAUAAAAACCAGACAACAGGUUCUCUUAAUUUGGAAAGACCCCUGACCGAAGUUUUUGCCCACAAAGAAAGUCCUUUGGCAGUCAUACCCAAAGAUAGCUGUCCUCCUGUCUUGGAUAAAGAGGCUGUGGGUAGAAUUUCAAAACCCACAGCAGCAGAUUUGCCUAAUUUCACAUCCACAAUGACAGCCAGCAGUCCUUCAGAAGGUAAUGUAAAUGAAGUGAAUGAUGAGACUAAAAUGAUUAAAGUGCAGAAUGACAAACACAAAGGGCUCUCUGAAGGGACUGAGGAAGUUAGAGAACAGAAAAAGGAAACUUUAUUAAAGCAAGAAAUUGAAAUCUUUGCUCCUGAGCAGCUGCAGGACAAGGUGUUAGUUCAGGCACCCGGGCCAGGGAACGAAACAUUGAAGAGAAUCACAGGUGAUGGCAAAAGCAAGAAGGGCAAAGGAAGUUCUGGGAAAGCCAGAGCAAGUUCUGGAAAGGGGAGAGUAAGAUCUGAGUUGCCAUUACUUCAGGACAGCCAGAAAGAUGGCAAGGUUGUUCUUUUGCCAAGUGAACCGAUCCCUAAAAGCGAAAGAAUGGCUACUGGGAAUAAAAGUGAGGAGCUUGGGCUGGAUUCUUCAAAGCAACCAGGGGUCAGAACUGACCUUGUUGAGGGAGGGGUGGUGGUGGAGCUGAAGGAGACUUCUGAUACUAGGGCGGCAGACACCUUGCAAGCAUUGGUUCCUUUAGGAAGUGGGUCAGGCUUCACUGAGAUUUUUAGUGCGAGAACAAAAGAUGGAGCAGUAAGUAUAGAUACAAAGAUCAGUAACCAGAGUAAGGAAGGAAAGUGUCCUUGGAUGGAUCAUGAGGCAGUACCCCCGAUUUCUGAAAAGCCUAAAAAAAGAGGCAGUGAAAACAAAAACAAAAAGUUUAAAAAUAACUAUUCCACAUACUCUGCUAGACAGGACAACAGGGAAGAAAUCCUCAACUCACCUUCUAUAGGUAAAGAUGGAGAUACUCAAAACAAGGAGUUAGGGCUCACUUUCCCCAUAACUCAUGAUCCUUUGCAUUCAGAAACACCCACAAUGAAAGUAGUUGACCAAAAGGAUAGAAACGUUGAGGUUAAUUCUGUUGUGCUUGGGGCUCUUGGCAGGGACCAAAUACACACAGUCAAGGAUUCUACUGUUACAGAACCAGCUACCAAGGUGACAGAUGUGAGCUGCCAAGAACAGAUUGAGGAGGAAGGGUAUGUUCCUUCAGGACUGUCUGAGGACAAUAAGACAGAUGUAGCCACGGGACACACUGCAUUGGCUGACAAACCAAAUAAAAGGAGUAAUGAUAGAAAAAGUAAAAAGGUUAAAAAUAGUUUUCCUGAGAAGCAUAUUCUGGAGAGUAAGACAGAAGCAACAAAAAUACAUGUUCCCAUGGAAACCACAGGGGACCACAGACUUGAAGGAAUUGGCUAUAUGGAUGAAAAUAGAAACAUUACAUUCACCUGCCCCAGAACGCCACCAGGGUUAAUAAAUAAGCACACCCUUGGAGAGGUUCUGGAGUUAGCAGCCAGUGAAAAAACACCUGCUUCAAUACCUCAAGUAGUAAAGGAAAGUGAUUUCUUUCCAGAGACCUUGGCAGAAAUCGGGCAGGGCACAGUUCCACCCCAGACUUCUAACUUAACAAUGGUAGAUAAUUGUAGCAAAGAUGGAGUCCCAGAUAAAUCCAAGGCUCCCUCUGAGGUUAUGCCCUCCACAAACACAGGAGGAGGUGCCUUAGCUUCAACAGCAGCUAUAGAAGCAGUUCAUCUUGGAAAUAACUGUUUGAGUAAUAAAGGUAAUUUUACUGAGCCCAUAAAAAAUGAAACUGAGAUAGAAGUAAAACAUGUAUUAGGAGAAAUUGAGUCAGUGUGCAGUGGUGCAUGUAAGCUGUCAGUAGAGAAAAAUACAGAGCCAACAAAGGGGCACCUUGUUUCUGGAGUCCCAAUAGAAGACCAAAGGCUGCCUGGUGAGGUCAGAGUCCUCGAAGCUUGCCCAGAUAUGAGUAAUUUUCCAGCUUAUUCAGCAGAGAAAAAGAAAGAAUCCAAGGAAAUGUCUGUAUUGGGAGACAAAGCACAAAAGCCUGAUUUCUGUGAGGACCAAAAUGCUGAAGAUAGAGAUUCCAAGGACCUAGAAAGUUUGAGUAAGAAGAUAGAUAAGACUCUUUCACGUCCCCAAAAUGAAAGGGCUGGAUUGGAAGAAGUUAAUACAGUCACAGAACUACAACAGUCACAAUCAAUAGCUCCAGAACUCCACUCAGGUUUCUUAGAUGGUGAAUCAGAAGCUCCUCCUUUGAGAGGGGUAGAUAAAUCAGUAGUGACUGCUUCUGAGGAUCUUCAGCUCCCAGAGACCAGAGAUGACAUUGUGGAAGCACCUGAGAAAAUCACGGGAAAAUCUGAACCAAAGACACUGGGAGAAGGGAAGAAGGGAGAUAAAAGCAGAACAGCCGAACCAAUGAAAGGCUAUAUGAGACCUACCAAAGUCCGAGGCCUUGCUCCAAUUUUGCCAAAGCCCACAGUCCAGGAACGUGAGAGAUCCAGGCAGCUGAAGUUCAGUGGAAUAGCCAAGCCAGAAGGACAACCUGCUGUGAAUGUCACCGGAAAUGACAUCACCACCCCUCCAAACAAGGAGCUCCCACCAAGCCCAGAGAAGAAAACCAAGCCUUUGGCCACCACUCAACCUGCAAAGACUCUACCAACGAAAGCCAAAACACAGUCCUCUCCUCUCCCUAAGCAGCCAGCUCCCACCACCUUGGGUGGGUCGAAUAAAAAACCCAUGAGCCUUGCUCCAGGCUUAGUACCAGCUGCCCCACCCAAACGCACUGCUGCUGCCACUGCCAGGUCUUCCGUCUUACCUGCAAAAGACAUGAAGCCCAAGCCUGCUGCAGAGGCAAAGAUUCCUGAGAAGCGGGCCUCACCAUCCAAGCCGGCCUCUGCCCAGACCUUCAGGCCUGGCACCAAGACCACCCAGACUGUUCCAAAAGCCACUCUUGCCUCAGCUGGGCCAAGUAACCGGAGCUCCCCAACUCCUCUGCCCAAGAGGCCCACUACUGUCAAGACUGAGAGCAAACCUGCAGAUGUCAAGAAGACGGUUCCGAAGUCAGCCUCAGCUGACCUGAGUCGCCCCAAGAGCAUCAAUUCUGUGAAGAAAGCCCCACCUGUUUCUGGGGCAGCCCCUACUGCAGGGGUGGCUCCCAGCCGAGUCAAGACCACAUCCAUGUCUUCCCGCUCCCCCAUGACAUCUUCCACAGAGAAGAAGCCCACAGCAACCAGGCCCAGCCCCUCAACCCCUAGGCCGAGCCGCCUGAAUACAAAUGCUUCUGCCCCUGAUCUGAAGAAUGUUCGCUCCAAGAUUGGCUCCACAGAAAACAUCAAGCAUCAGCCUGGUGGAGGCCGGGCCAAAAUAGAGAAAAAAACAGAGCCCGCUGCCACAGCUCGAAAGCCUGAACCUAUUGCAGUCACUAAAACAGCUGGCCCAGUUGCGAAUGCACAGAAACCGCCGACUGGGAAAGUCCAGAUAGUCUCCAAAAAAGUGAACUACAGUCACAUUCAGUCCAAGUGUGGUUCCAAGGACAAUAUUAAGCAUGUCCCUGGAGGUGGUAAUGUUCAAAUUCAGAACAAGAAGGUGGACAUCUCUAAGGUCUCCUCCAAGUGCGGGUCCAAGGCCAAUAUUAAGCACAAGCCUGGUGGAGGGGAUGUCAAGAUUGAAAGUCAGAAGUUGAACUUCAAGGAGAAGGCCCAGGCGAAGGUGGGGUCCCUGGACAAUGUGGGCCACCUCCCGGCAGGCGGUGCUGUGAAGACUGAGGGCGGUGGCAGCGAGACCCCUCCGUGUCCGGGCCCCCCUGCUGGGGAGGAGCCGGCCUUCCCUGAGGCAGCGCCUGAAGCUGGCGCCCCCACUUCAGCCUCUGGCCUCAGUGGCCACACCACCCUUUCAGGGGGUGGUGACCAAAGGGAGGCCCAGAGCUUGGACACCCAGAUCCAGGAGACAAGCAUCUAAUGAUGACAUUCUGGUCUCGUCUUCCGUCCCCUGUGUCCCCCUCUUGUCUCCUUCGUUGUCCUCUUCCCUCCCCUCCUCCCGUGUCACUGCAGAUUGAGACGUACAGGCUGACGUUCCGGGCAAACGCCAGGGCCCGCACCGACCACGGGGCCGACAUUGUCUCCCGCCCCCCCCACUUCCCUGGCAGCCUCAGCUCAGGCCCCCGCACCCUUGGCUCCCUCCCCUGGGCUGCUCA
This is a messenger RNA of Sorex fumeus (smoky shrew), 7236 nucleotides long. It is a transcript of the gene MAP4, whose product is annotated as microtubule associated protein 4. Lineage: Eukaryota; Metazoa; Chordata; Mammalia; Eulipotyphla; Soricidae. Gene Ontology annotation, cellular component: neuron projection. The record is from RefSeq and is a predicted model, not a curated record. Gene Ontology annotation, biological process: microtubule cytoskeleton organization; neuron projection development. Gene Ontology annotation, molecular function: microtubule binding.